AUGUCAAACCCCGGUUCAAUGGAUCGAAUGGAGGCUGACUACGACGUUGAAAAGGUCGACCUCGCCAGGCACGACGUUCUCUAUGUUUCAGACGUAGCUCCUGUCGCAACAGGAAAACAGCUGGAUGAGAGGCAGAAUCGCAAUUAUGAUGCUGCUGCAAUCUUCUUCGCUGAGCUUGCUCGGCGCCCAGAUGCUGACGAACUGAUGGCCCCUUGGACCCCAAAAGAAGAGGAAGCUGUUAAGCGCAAGCUUGAUUUGAUCGUCCUUCCAUUGGUUACGAUAUCUCUUCUCCUCGGAGGUACCGAUAAGGUGAUUCUUAGUACGGCCGCGACUUUCGGCUUGAAGACCGAUCUUCAUCUGGUCGGUCAGCAGUACUCUUGGGCCAGCUCAAUCAUUUUCUUUGGAUCUAUGCUCACUGUUCUCCCUCAAACAUGGUUAUGCCAAAGGCUUCCGACCGGAAAGAUCUUUGCCACAAACGUCUUCUUCUUUGGUGUCAUGACGUUCGCUAUCAUGGGCGCAAAGAACGCUGCUUCCUUACAAGCUAUCCGUUUUAUUUUGGGUAUGUUUGAGGGCAUGAAUACUUCUGGUGCAGGUUUGGUCAUUAAUAUGUGGUGGCCCAAAGAAGAGCAAGGUUGGCGUACUGUCCUCAUAUUCAACACUUUCUCAUCGGUUCUCAACGGCCUAUUUUCCUAUGCCGUGCAGUUUUAUACACCAACAAAGCUCCUAUCUAGAUGGCAAUUGUUGUACCUCAUCACAGCCUGUAUCUCUGUUGCCUUCGGCGUGGUCGACUGGUUCUGCCUUCCAGCUAACGCUACCAAGGCAUGGUGGCUUACCGACCGCCAGAAAUACAUUGCCGUCCAGAGGUUGGCUAAAAAUCAGACAGGAAUGGUUAAUACCCAUUUCAAAUGGGACCAUGUCAAAGAGGCUCUUUUGGAUCUUCGCACAUAUCUUUACUUCCUGAUCAGUAUCACUUUGAACAUCCCCAACGGCGGCUUAAGCGGUUUCUAUUCCAUCGUGAUUCAAGGGUUGAAUUUCAACACCAAACAGCUUUCCCUCUUGAACAUCCCGACCGGUGUCAUCGGAUGGAUUGCCGCUUUAUUUUGGGUCUUCCUAGCCAAGUAUACUCGACAGCCUCUUCUUUGUGCCAUGGGAUCAGUCCUGGUGUGUCUUGCUGGAACCAUCGUCCUAAAAGUAGUACCCAAAUCAAACAUCGGUGGCUCUCUAGCGGCUCUUUACAUCGUAUACAUGUACUGGGCGCCAUACAUGGUGUUCGGGCAACUUCUCAUGUAUGCUAACGUUGGCGGCACCAGUAAGAAAGUAGCUGUUUUCACAAUUUCUUAUCUAGGGUACUGUGUCGGUAAUCUGGUUGGCCCUCAGUCCUUCCUCUCGAGAGAAGCACCGGGCUACCCCACAGCGUACACUGUGAUGUUGGCAGGUUACUGCGUCUCAAUCGGGUUAAUGAGUCUUUAUGGAUUUCUUUGCUGGAGGGACAAUAAGAAGAAGGUUGCCCAAGGUACCGAAUGGCAGAAGAGCGUAACGAGUCAAGACACUACGGUCCCUGAAGAAUGGAAGGAUUUGACGGACAAGCAGAACCCCAAGUUCCGAUACACCUUCUGA
Cryptococcus deneoformans JEC21 is the source of this 1617-nucleotide messenger RNA. RefSeq lists its product as hypothetical. Bases 1 to 1617 code for a protein of 538 amino acids. Gene Ontology annotation, biological process: transmembrane transport. The transcript has 15 exons. Gene Ontology annotation, molecular function: transmembrane transporter activity. Lineage: Eukaryota; Fungi; Basidiomycota; Tremellomycetes; Tremellales; Cryptococcaceae. Gene Ontology annotation, cellular component: membrane. The record is from RefSeq and is a predicted model, not a curated record.